Molecule: messenger RNA, 2104 nt
Organism: Hemibagrus wyckioides
Lineage: Eukaryota; Metazoa; Chordata; Actinopteri; Siluriformes; Bagridae
Gene: slc29a2
Product: solute carrier family 29 member 2
Exons: 13
Coding region: 138-1481 (447 amino acids)
Biological process (GO): nucleoside transmembrane transport; uridine transmembrane transport; hypoxanthine transport
Cellular component (GO): plasma membrane; basolateral plasma membrane
Molecular function (GO): nucleoside transmembrane transporter activity
Source: RefSeq, a predicted model, not a curated record
CGCGCGCCAGUGACGUCACUUUCCUGAUUGGCUUGAGAAGGGCAUUUAUCCCGCGCCUACCGAGAGCGCGCGCAUUUCAAAAGAAGACUCACUGCUACACACUGUCCGGGUUUCACACGCAGAGCUGGUGGAUAAAAAUGCAGUGUCAGCUAGAUAACAGGGGCCUUGUGGCCAUCAUCUUUUUCAUUCUGGGCAUGGGAACGCUUCUUCCGUGGAAUUUCUUCAUUACUGCCUUCGAUUAUUUCAACGAACGGCUUCAUACACCAACAUCAAGCAAUGCUUCGGAAUCUGACCAGACCUCUCCCUAUAUGUUCGACAACAUGUGUGUGCUGCUUUCCCAGCUGCCUUUGCUGUUGUUCACGUUACUGAACUCAUUUCUCUAUCAGCAUAUCCCAGAACGGAUGAGGAUAGCUGGCAGUAUGGUUUUCAUUUUACUGCUCUUCAUCCUCACCGCCACUUUAGUAAAAGUCAAAAUGGAGCAGGAUCUUUUCUUCAGCAUCACAAUGGCAAUCAUCUGGUUCAUCAACAUGUUUGGGGCCGUGCUUCAGGGCAGUCUGUUUGGCCUGGUUGGAAAGUUUCCUCCAAAAUAUAGUUCGUGGUUUAUGAGCGGUCAGGCCAUGGCUGGUAUCUUCUCUGCAGUCGCCAUGUUGGUGUCAAAGAUCUCCAAAACAGACAACGAGAGUGCGGCUUUGGGCUACUUCAUCACACCCUGCGCUGCUACACUCCUCACCCUGUGCUGCUACUCAGUGCUGCCUCACCUGAAAUUUGCAGGACUGUAUUUAGAAGCUGGAGCUAGAGACAAAGAGACAAAGCCAGAAUUAAAUGAGAAUCUGACCUUGGUUAAAGUGAAGCCCGUGGAUUCGGACUGCACUGGUAAAAUCAUGGUUACUGACUCUAAUGGUGAAGCCUUCAAGAGCUUGGAUGGAGCAGAGAAGCAAGGAGAAAAGGCACCAGUACUGGCAGUGUUCAAAAAGAUCUGGCUGAUGGCCUUAUGUGUGACGUGUGUUUUCACGGUCACAUUGUCUGCUUUUCCAGCAAUCACUGUCUUGGUGAAGCCUAAUGGUCUGUUUACAGGAACAAUGGCUGAUAUUUUUACACCUCUCAGUUGUUUCUUGGUCUUCAGUGUGAUGGACUGGGUUGGCCGAAGUGCCACCUACAUUUUUCAGUGGCCCAAAAAGGACAGCUGUCUGUUCCCGAUCCUAGUGGCAGCUCGUAUGAUUUUCAUUCCUGCCCUGAUGUUUUGCAACAUUCCCUCCCGUUCCUAUCCAUUAAGUCUUUUCAAACAUGAAUUUUCCUACAUAACCAUCAUGUCAUUGUUUGGCAUGACAAAUGGAUAUUUUGCCUGUCUCUCCAUGUCCUAUGCUCCACAGUUUGUGAGGUCUAAGGAUGCAGAGACUGCUGGGGCUUUGAUGACCUUUUUCCUGGCUUUGGGGCUGUCACUUGGAGGGGCAUUCUCAUUUGUCUUGAAAAAACUCAUAUGAUCGCCUAGUGCUCAUACUCAGGGAGCUAUUUUCUGUUGUAUGUCUACACCUUUCUUGCACCUUAACUAUAGUUUAGUUUUAUCUCUGUUUGUCUGCAUCACUGUACUUUGUCUUUAUGUGUAGCACCUUUGAUCAAGGAGGAACGUUGUUACAUCCGCUUAUAUGGUUGAAGUGACAACGCUUCUUUGACUUUUUUAUUAAGGAUUUUUUUAAUGUUGCACUGUUUUGUAUGCUUGUAAUUUUAUACUGCAAUAUUUUUGUGGAGUUGUGUUACGGUUGUCGAGGAGUGUACAAGAUCUCAUGCUCACUCAAAGGUUUAUUCGGUGCCUGAUUUUCCCCCCAGCAGAGCUGUGGUGACUUCAACGCAAUAGUUAAAGAAUAAGCAAACAUUGUUCUGUACAAGAACCUGUAGGAGAAAAUCAGCACUGCUGUUAUCUAUCGUGUUAUGGGAGAUGACUGCUCUGCUUCAUGCACUCACACAGCUCUCUUUGUACUCCUCAAUGUUCACAUCUAUUAGCUUAAAGAUAAUUUUAGCAUUUAAUAUCCUUUUGCAUUUUAUCGAUUGGAAAUGUUUCAACUGGAUUACACAAACUGCUUCAUUUUUAAAUAUAUAUAUAUAUAUA